AUGGAUGACCUGCAAUUCACGGCAUUUGUGGAUCAGAUUGGAGAAGACUGCUCCGGAAGUCAACCGAAUCUCGCACUCAUAACAGCAACCACAGGCUUCGACAACAUCAUUGGUCUCCUCUUCCCGUCACAUGUUCUCGAAGACGCUGAGACCAGUCUUCAUCGUGCAUCCCUUUCCCCUCUGUUGAUGAAUUUAACGUCGAAAUUCUGGACAAAUUGCAAGCGCGAUGUUCUUACUCCAUUAAACGCACCAGAACACACCUCCAACUACCUUGUGAUGUGA
This is a messenger RNA of Suillus subalutaceus, 282 nucleotides long. RefSeq lists its product as uncharacterized. The transcript has 2 exons. Lineage: Eukaryota; Fungi; Basidiomycota; Agaricomycetes; Boletales; Suillaceae. The coding region runs from base 1 to 282 and encodes 93 amino acids. The record is from RefSeq and is a predicted model, not a curated record.